Messenger RNA from Podarcis lilfordi (Lilford's wall lizard), 13507 nucleotides. The record is from the annotation of a GenBank genome assembly. Lineage: Eukaryota; Metazoa; Chordata; Lepidosauria; Squamata; Lacertidae.
CACCACUUUAGCUAAUGGGGCCUCCUGCUGCUGCCGCGCCGCCAGAGCAUGAUUUCUGUUCUCAUCCUGAAGCAAAGUUCUUAACCUGAAGCACUAUUUCUGGGUUAGUGGAGUCUGUAACUUGAAGGUACCACUGUAUAUCAGACUGCUUUGCUUAAAGAAAUCCGUGUGCGGGCAGAAUGAAGCAGCCGAGGCCUCGCAGCCUGCUCACUAGGACCUGGGCGAGUAACUGACGGAUCGAGCGUUGCUGGAGCAACCGCUGGCGCCCCGUCCUCGAAUCGCUGUGCAGGAAUCCUGUUGGGUCGGUUAGUGCGUGCUGAGCUGGUCAAGUCGGUAGCCCUCAUGACAGAGGGAGAGAAGGAUGUCUCCGAAAAGACGGAAGUCGUCGAUGCUCCGCCACGUGAGCGACUGGAUUUGCAGUUUGGGGCAGGCGGGCUUGCGUGUGUAAAGAUGUGGGGAAGGGGGCGACAGUCUGCUUUCUCUUCCGUGAAAAGCUCCUCUGCUUAGAAACCCAGGCAGGGCUAAACCUCCCGCUCUCCCUCAACGCACACCAAUAAAGCCUAGCGUGCCUCUGAGCCUUGCCGUGCUUCAUCGCGACCAAAAGGGGCCUCCCUGUUAAGGAGAAAGGAACUUUGUUGUGAAAGUGGGUUUCUCCUUGAGGUUUUCUGCCUUCCCCAAGCGAGAGGAACCCCCAUCCUCACUUGUUCUUCCUGUUCCUGUUACUUGCGGCGCCGCGUGUUAACUAUAAAACCAGGUUACCCUUUAAGCAUGCACAUAGUUUCCUGGUCUCAGGAGCACGUAAUCAUAUCCUGAAGGCAGCUCUGUCUUAUCCAGGGUGAAACAGAGGGAAGAAUAAGGGUUUCUGAAGAUGUGCAAAGUGUCCCCCUAAUCACUGAGCUACUACAGCCCUCAGGAAGGGAAUUUAUUUUGCUGUCCUCAGGGAAUGGCAGCAGCCUGAAGGAGAGACUAUGGAAGAAGUCUUUUCAGAAUAGUUUGAGACCGCUUACAGUGGUGUCCAAAUUUGAGAGAGCCAGAUUUGAUGAAGUGAAGGGCUGUGGGGGCCGACCGAAGGGCCAACCAAAGUUGUUGACCUUUUUUAAGGAUUGGAGUUGUUGAGCUUCUUUUAGGAUUGAAGUUGUUGAGGUUUUUUUUGGGGGGGGGGCUUUUACCUCACGAAAUAAACUGCCACAGGGGCUGGAUUAAACCCAUCAGCGGGACGGAUUAGGCCCCCGAAACGGACUUUGGAUGUGCCUGAACUUUAUUUGAAUGCUGUAAGGAAAGUGGAUCGCAGCCUCUUGGGAGCUGGCCACCCCUGGCAUAUAAGAGUGGAGGGCUAGGGCUAGGGUUAGCAGCUGCUUUGAGGAAGUGAAAUCCCACUCCACAGUGCUGGCAGAUACUGGAUUUCCUGGUAAUAUUUUGAGCAACUAGCUGACUGGAUGAAGGAUGGAUUGAUGGUGUGCUCUGAGUACAGCAAAAGUUCAGCGGCAAUAAAUUAAUUUGACUGGUAGAUUUGCUGGGUGUUGGUUUCACUAUACAGUGGUACCUCGGGUUACAUACGCUUCAGGUUACAGACUCCGCCAACCCAGAAAUAGUACCUGUGGUUAAGAACUUUGCUUCAGGAUGAGAACAGAAAUUGUGCUCUGGCGGUGCGGCGGCAGCGGGAGGCCCCAUUAGCUAAAGUGGUACCUCAGGUUAAGAACAGUUUCAGGUUAAGAACGGACCUCCGAAUCAAAUUAAGUACUUAACCCGAGGUACCACUGUACAUUUAAAACAGUACCGUACCACUUUAAACAGUGGGCCUCCUCCCCCAAAUCCUUGGAAGUGAAGUUUUUUUAGGGUGCUGAGACUUGUCAGGAGGACCCUUUCCCCCUUACACAGUGAAAUUGUCCAAGUGGCUUAGCCAUCAAUCUUUCCAGAGAACUUUUGAAAUCAGUACAGUUUUUUAAUCAAGGGUUAAAACCAGCGCGGCUUUGAAAGGCUCAGCCCGCCGUCUUGAUUCAAAGUGGCAUCCAAUGGUGUCCAAACAUAGACAAAAACCUGCUCCAUGAGCCAUCAUGCAGAAUUUGGUUGUGAUAGCACAAAUGCACAAUAAGCAGGCAGCCUCAUAAACAUAUAUUGCAUUAAGUAAAGGUAUAUAAAACACACAGGUGCAAUUAAUUUAUGGGGAUCACAGAAUUUCCCUCCCUGCCAGAUAUGGAAGAGAGAGGGAGAGAAUGAAAGAGAAAAAUAAUUGAAUUAUAUUUACUUCCAAAUGUACAUGUCCUUUUCAGCCCCUCCAGAGAAGCCUGACCAAGACCUCCAGCCAAUCGAGUGGCUCCUAGUUAUCCUUUCAUUCAUCUUCGCGCUCUUGACUUUUCCCUUAUCCAUCUGGCUGUGUAUAGAGGUAAGAAUGUUCCUGCUAAUAACAUUCCCCAAAAGGAGAAGAGAUGCAUUCCUUACUUAAAUUGAAUGCUCACAUACAGCUGAGCACUCGGAUUUUCUUCUUUUUUCUGAGCCCUCAGAUUGAAGCUCAUACAGUGAAAAUAUAUGUGCCCAUCUGGUGUUUUAUCAUAGUUGUAUUCUGCAACUUGUCCUUGACACAAGGGCUGCACAUCCCAUUUAACCCCAUUGUGUGCACUGCCUGCCGCCCCCUGUCUUGGCCAUCCACCUUAACUGACACUUUCGCUGCUCUGCCUCUGCUGCUGGUGGAGAUCUCUCAUGUGUCAUGAGUUAUUGCCAGAAAUUAGUGCUGAUUCUGGCGGCAGAGGUGGCAGGGCAGAGUGUUAGUGAUGGAUUUAUUCUUGGUUAUUUUAGUUAUCUGUUUUUAUCUAUAAGACACAUUGAGUCCCGUCAAGGAGAAGGAUGGGGUAAAAACAAAGUAAUAAAUGAAAAGUUGUUUGCGAUGCCUCCCCAGUGCAACUGCAUUAUUGUUGUCUUAAGGGGCUGUAGUUCAGCAAAAGUGGGGUUAUUUAUUUAUAUGUAUUUAUUGCACUGAUACCGCAUCUUUUCCCCCCUCCAAGGAGCUCAAGGUAGCAUACAUGGUUCUCCCAUCCUCAUUUAAUCCCCACCAGAACCCUGUGAGGUAGGUUAGGCUGAGAGGCAGUGACUGGUUUAGGAUCACCCACUGACCUUCAUGGUCAAAUUAGGAUUUGAACCCUAAUUUUCAGCAGGAAGUUAACAAAACAUGGUACUGAUUAGUACCAUGAAGUAGUGUCCCACCAGCCCACACAAAUAGUGUUUCCACAAUAUUAAAAGCAGGGUUGCAUCUAGCCACCCUGAGCAUCUCACAAUGAGCACAAAUCUUUAUUUAUUUAUUCAUGAAAUUUAUAUGUCACUCUUCCUUCCAGGGGAGCCAUGGGGGGGCAAACAAUAAGUGAUAAAACAAAGCAAAAAUCUUGAAAACUAAAGGCAAUUCUAAUGUAGUACAGAUGCAGACCAGGGACUUUGCUAUUACAGCUGCAAAGUUUUAAGUGUGUUGUAAAGUGCAUGAUACAAUUGUGAUACUAGAUGGCGAUGGUGUGCUAUGGCAAAUUCAAUAUAUUUUUCAAAACGUUUUUUAAAAAGUAUUUUCACAGCAUUUUUUAUAUGCGUCUAGAUGGAAAAUUAGGAAAGAUCUCAAAUUAAAAGGCUUUUUGAAAGAAGGACUUCUGUAGGUGCCAAAAAGACAGAGACAGCACCUGUCAAAUAUUCAAGGGGAGGGCAUUUCAAAUGGCAGGUGCCACAACACUAAAGGCCCAUUUCCAAUAUUGUGCAGGAUGGACCUUCUGAUGAUGUGGCAUCUCCAAGAGGCCCUCACCUGCAUAGCUCAGUCACCAACUGAAUAUAUAAGGAGUGGGGCAAUAUUUCAUGUAUCCUGGCCCCAAGCUUAUAUAGGGCUUUAUUUAUUUAUUUAUUUCAUUUAUAUACCGCCUUUAUCUUCCAAGGACCUCUACAUGGUGCACAUGGUUCUCCUCCUCCCCAUUUCGUAAAAGGUGCAAAAGCCCCACAAAAAUCGACUGAAAUGUAGAAGAUGGAAAUCAACCUGUGACUCCCCACCCCUUUCCUAUAACAGGUUGUCUAUGAAUACGAGCAAGCUAUCGUUGUAAGACUGGGGCGCAUACAAAAAGGAGGUGCAAAAGGGCCAGGUGAGGGUUUCAUAUUAUAGUUCCAACAUGUGACAGAACGUUAAUGCUGAUCAAUUUCAUGGGAAUGCCCUGAAGGCUAGUUGCAAUUAUUCAUUCUUCCCCCUGAUUGUGGUUAGGUCAUAUAUUCAAAUUGCUGCUUUAAGAAUCAUGGCUCCCUCCAGAGAAUCCUGGGAACUGUAGUAUGUUACAAAUCUCCUAGCAGCUUUCAGCAUCCUUAACAAACUACAGUUCCCAGGAUUAUUGGUGGGUGGGUGGAGCCAUGAUCCUUACAGCGGCAAGAGAGUGUCCCUAAGUGUAUGGUGUGGAUGUGACCAUGAAUCUGCCGAAGGAGCUUUGAGCUGGUACUUCUUGGACAAGAGUUACUCAUUUGGCCUCAAUCAACAGGGCUACCAACUCGAACCUGCACCCAGUGGUGAUUGGUGCCAUUGCCUUGGGAUGGAAGAUAGAGAGAUCAACAGUAGGUGGCACCAGAGCCAGGGAACUAAAGAGUCAAUGUUGUUUAGCCUCCUGGUGGAACAGUGCUCAAUAAACAAGUGACCUGGGAGUGUCCUAGUUUUUAAAUGAAAAUGAAAUGAAGGCAGUGGAGGCUGGUCUAUUUGAGCCAACUUCAGUUGGCCUGCCAUCUUGUUUAUAGCCUCUCCAGAGGGUGGCAGCCCCAACCUCCGCUGGCAUGCAGCCCCCUGAAAGUUGCCUACAAGGGAACAUGGCCCUCGGGCUGAAAAGGGUUUCCUUACUGCUGUGAUAUGACCUCUUGUGAGUUGAACGGUUGUCAUUUCUGUUCCUGCAGGCAUCCAUUUCCUUUUGCCUUGCACAGACACCCUUAUCAGAGUGGACAUGAGGACAAAGUCAUUUACUAUACCAUUCCAGGAAGUAAGUAGUCCGCUUCCCAGGCUUAUCUCCUUCUCCUGAUGGGAGCUGGAGUCCACAGUUUCCUCACCCCUGCUUUAACUGGGCCUUAACUGGACAAAAGUCCUAGAAGAAAUGGGAUACAUUGAACUAUUUGAUAGUGAGGGUUAAAGAGGCUCUUCAUGUGAACUAGUUCGAUCUGCUGGAUAUACCGUACUUUUCCAUGUAUAACACCCCCCCCCCAUGUAUAAGACGCCCCCUAUUUUGGGGGACUACAAAUGUGAGGAGAUUGUCCAGAGUUGUUGAACUUUUUUGUGGAGGAUUGCACAGAGUUGUUGAGAUUUUUAAAGGGGGGGAUUGCCAAAAAUAACUCACCCACCUGGCCGACACUAACACUCACGAGUGUCGCAACAGCCUCCUAAUGUCUGUCCCCCCACUGGCAGAAGCAGCCUAUUGCCCGCCCAAUUGCUGCAGCAACACCCAAUCAACACCACCCCUUGCCACAGAGACCACUAACACGCUGAAUACCAUCUCUGGCUCACGGCAUCAACCAGUCCAACGUCACCCUUAGUCACUAUCCAUGUAUAAGACGACCCCCUAUUUUAAACAUAAAUUUUCAGUAAAAAAACCAUAGUCUUAUACACAGAAAAGUACGGUACAACUCCCACUUGACAGCCCCAACCAAUGUUUUCUCCCUUUCUCAUGAUGCUAGAACUUGGGAACGUCCGGUGAGGUUGAAUGUUGAAAGAGUCAGGAUAGACUUCUUCACACAACACAUAGUGAGACUAUGGCAUUGACUCCCCCAAGAGGAAGUAACAGCCAUCAACUUGGAUGGCUUUAAAAGACAAUUAGACACAAUCAUGGGGGAUAAGGUUAUCAGAGGCAGUAUAUGUAUUUGCAUACCAGUUCCUGCGAAUCACAAGUGAAGAGAGCUGCUUUUGUGUUCAGGUCCUGCAACCUGGGCCCUGCAGUUGCCAUCUGAGGCCCUUCUUCAGGAGGUCUGGAACAUACCAUCAUUACGUAUUUUUAGGUGCUGGAGAAAAGCAUUUCUUUUCCACCAAGCCAUUGGCUUCUAAUUCUUUGUGGCCUCUUUGAGUGAGUGCGAUGUUUUAAUGCUGCCUUUAAAAAAUGUGGUUGUCUUUUAGAUUUUUCUUUGCUCUGUUUUAUGCUGGUCUUAGUGUAUAUGUUGCUGUGAGUUGCUUUGAGUUAAAGAUAAAGGUAAAGGUACCCCUGCCCGUACUUGCCAGACUCUAGGGUUGUGCGCUCAUCUCACUUAAGAGGCCGGGAGCUAGCGCUGUCCGGAGACACUUCCGGGUCACGUGGCCAGCGUGACAAGCUGCAUCUGGCGAGCCAGCGCAGCACACAGAACGCCAUUUACCUUCCCGCUGGUAAGCGGUCCCUAUUUAUCUACUUGCACCCGGAGGUGCUUUCGAACUGCUAGGUUGGCAGGUGCUGGGACCGAAUGACGGGAGCGCACCCCGCCGCGGGGAUUCAAACUGUCGACGAUGCAAUCGGCAAGUCCUAGGUGCUGAGGUUUUACCCACAGCGCCACCCGCGUCCCUACUGCUUUGAGUUACAUUUGUUUUAAAAAGUGACUAAUAAGUUUAAUUAAUAAUAAUUAUUGUUUUGGGGAGAGAGUACUAGAUUAUAUCAAUAUUACUUCUUAGAGGGGGAAGCUAGCAUUGUUAGAAUAGAAUAUUAUUUACUUCAUGGUAUUUUAUUAAUUGUAUCCAUGGAAUUUGACAAUUAGUGAUUGUAAAUGGAUUCUCUGUGCCCUCGCUGUGACUAAAAGACUGAUAUUGAUCCACUGGAAAGAUGAAUUUAUGGCUCCCUUUAAUCAAUAGAUACAAAACAUGGCAACUCUUGCAACAUGUGAAUGGAUGUAUGAAUAAAUAUAUUUGGAAAGCAUUUAUAAAAAAUAUAAUAGGUUAUAAAUAGAUCUAUAUGUAUUAGAAUAAUAAUGUCAUUUAUAUACCUUUGUAUUAGACAAGUAUAAUUGUAGUGGGGGAUUUUGUAGUUUUAAUGCAUUUUUAUUUCCUUUUUCACUAUAUCUUGCUUACCCAAAAUAUUUUCAAUUAAAAAAACCCAAAACACUUUACAUCUCUUUAUCAUUCUUAUAUGCUGGAGUUUUUCUAUUUUUCCUUACCGUACUGCUGCUUCUCCCUUAGAUUUUUACCAAAGAUCCAAUGACUGUGGAUGCGGAUGGUGUGAUUUAUUUCCGAGUGCAGAAUCCCAUCCUUGCUGUCACAAAUGCCACUGAAGCAGUCAUAGCCACUCAGCUCUUGGCUGAAACCACUUUCAAGAAUGUUUUGGGGACUAAGAACUUAUCUGAAAUCAUCUCCAACCGGGAACAAAUUGCACAUACUAUACAGGUAUGGCUAAGCUGCGGUUCCCAACCUGGUGCCCACCAAGGCCUUCAUUGGAGCACCCCACCCCCCGCAAGGCAGGUGCCUCAGACUCUGAGCUUUUCAUUUUUAAAAAGUCUCUAGCCUUCUAGAAAGAAAGUUAUGAAGCAAAAUGUGCAGGCCCCCUUCUAAGGAUUGCUGUGAACUGAACUAGCCUGGCUGCUCCUGCCUAUCAGUGUUUCUAGCCAGUAAUUGAAGUCAGAGCUCUGAUUGUUAAGUGAGUUGUGUGGACACCAGGCAACAGAAAUCCCUGAGGUCCUAAAGAGCUCCGGUUUUCCUCUCCCCUUUAGCGCACUUUUCCUACUUCUGACUUAUUUUUUAGAAGUCCUUGUAGUUUGCCCUUUGCUAGCAAGCAGGAUUCAUUUUUCUUGUAGUGCAUUCAUCUGCAAUCAGGUGUUUCCUAGAAGUUAUUUCCCACAAAUACUCCUACAAAAUAAGUGGAGGGGGAUGUUAAAGAUUCCCGUAAUCAAACAGCAAAUGCAAAAUCUGAAAACUUUGCAAAGAGACUUAAAGCAUGUUUCUGUCCAGGUACUUGUUAAGAACCCACUAUACAGUGUAAUAAGCUUACAGUGCAAUUGUAUACAUGUCUAUUCAGAAGUAAGUCUCUGUGUUUUAAAAUAAUAUUUUAUUUUAAAUGUUAUAUUAUUUUAUUAACAUGCAGGAAAACAAGAUACAUUUUAGUAUAAGCUACAUAGAAAGGAAAACAAAAUCUAGUUACAGCAAAUAAAUUUUGAAGUAAUGUUAACUUUCUGGACAGGCAUAUGAUAAAUACCUUCAUUAAGGGAUUUACUCAGGUAACUACAUCAAAUAAAUAUCUGAACAGAUUUCUAAAAUUUGCCCAUUUUUCCAUUUCAGGGUGUGGGGGUAACAGAAUUAAGAACUCUAUAAAGGAGGUAUGAACACAGAUAGAACUCAGAUCAUCCAAAUCCACUAAAACGGACCGUCCCUGUCCCUGCACAUUAAUAUACAUUACAAAAUCUUACCACACACACACACACACUCUUUGGCCUUUAAGAACUCUUGAUUUGAAUGUCAUUUUUUUUCAAGUAACACUUGAACAAAGCUUAUACCAUGGUUAGACUAUGUCUGAUCUUUACUGAGCAAUUUGCUCUAGGGCUUGUUUGUUUGUUUGUUUCAGCUGCGAGGUUAUACGACCAUGAGCUUUCAUCCUGAUUUACUUGCAUGGUGGUUACGUCUUCCCAUUAGUCAGUCAUUUAUCUCAUACAUUUUAGUGCAUUUAGACGCCACUUUCCUAACUGCAAUAUUACAGUUCUUAAAAUGGAUCUGUUGUGCCAGGGUGCCUUAAUCCACUUUAAUUGCAGAAAAACCAAAAUAUCUAGUGUGUGACUUAAGUCCUGUUCAUUUGUUCUGUUGAGUUUCAUGGCUCAUGUAAUUGCUAUACAGUAUGUAUAAUGGCUGAUGGCUGACUACUAUAUUUCCCUCACAUUUUUUUUAACAGACCACACUGAACAACACCACAGGUGACUGGGGCAUAAAGGUGGAGCGUGUGGAGAUCAAUGACGUGAAAGCAAAAGUAAAGGUAGGAGACUCUGUAUCUACUGUGUGUCACUUUGAAGCUGUUUUGUGGAAAGCAACAAAUAGAUGGAAUAAUAGCAUGUUAAUAAUAGCCUGUUAAGAUGGUGGGACUGUCACUUGGAAAGUGGUGCAGCCACAAAAGAAAACUAAGGCUGGGUACACACAACAUGGAGUACUUGCUUUUUUCCGCAUAGUCCACACACAUUUACUAGGGCCCAGUUUCCUUGAAAUGAAGGUUUAGAGGAGACUGUGGUAUCUUAAGGAUAUAUAGUUUUAUUUACACAUAUAUGCAACCUGAGCAUAGGAUGAAGGGGCUCACAGCAUUAAUACUGCAACAGAUCUUGGCACAGAACAAGAGAUGCUUAUGUGUCCUUCGCCUUCUAGCUCUCUCAUACUCCACCAACUGUGGCCUUUGUUCUUCUAACUACCAGCUAUGUGAGAGGAGGGUGUGGGAAAGGCCCACCUAUUUGUUCUAUAGCACAGAGCAACUUAUUUGGAUAUGCUAAAUUGUGGUACUUAACUAGCCAGCCAAAGCCAUUACCUGGUCAAAGGAACUGGCUUGGCAAGCUUCUUUGGCAAGCUCAACAACUUCUGCGUCCAGAUUUUCUCUUUUUGAAAUAUGGCAGCCCUCCCAUAGAAUCAAUCUAGGUUGAGAGCAGCAGCAUGUUGAGCAGGAAUGUUUCUGGAUUGAGAGAAACAACAUUUUUGUGGAGGAAAUGGCUUAGUUUGUAUACAGCCAAAGAUUCAAUGGCAUGGGGGCUGUUCAUCUGGGAACUGUAGCCUCUGUGCAGGCCACCCCCUGCUUUUGAGGAUCAAGUUUCUCUUAAAUACUUCCUUAGCUGUACCAAGUCAGGUACUUAAAUGGCUACUUGCCAGGACAGUUAUGUUCUACCUCCACUGUUGGAUGGCAAAGUGGAUUUAUUGCAUUACACAACAAUGCUUUCCAUGAAGCUCCUCACCAGAUAGGAACUUGAAUCCCAGCUUCAAAAUACUGACAGUGUGGAUCUCCCCACCCCCACCCAAUGUUGCAGCUCAAAAUAGUUUCCUGAUCAGCUCUUUAACUCUUGCUUUUAUUGGUCAAAACCAGAAAUGUUAUUGGGAAUCCCCUGGUCAACAGCUCAUCACUCAAUCUGCACUAUCUGGUGUUUUGCCAGUGUAAGGAUGACAGUGCUCAGUCUUUUCUUUUUCUUUCCUUAUUUCCUGCCACCAGUGUGUUUGUAAUCAACCCCCUUGGAAUCAUGUGUUGCUUGUUCUGGGGUGAAAAAAAUCCUGAGAAGGACCAGAAGAUAGUAGUAGUAGUAGUAGUAGUAGUAGUAGUAGAAGAAGAAGAAGAUCGUAGUAGUAGUAGUAGUAAUAAUAAUAAUAAUAAUAAUAGUUUAUACCCCACCCAUCUGGCUGGGUUUCCCAGCCACUCAUGUUCAUAUCAGUUUGCACUAAAAAAACAAAAACAAACCCUCAUGGAAAUUCAUCAGCUAUGGAGUGCAGGUUUAUUAUAUUCAUUUUUGUAAGUAAUUUUGCCUGACAAGCACAUUAUUUGAAAAACAGGACUUCCGGGGUGGCGCCUCCGGAAAAUGGCGGAAUUCCCUUCAAGUUGAAGGGAACCCGCUGCACGGAAGCUUGGGUCCUACCGCUACGGCGCAGCGGGGACCCUUAAAACCCACAGGCGGAUGAAGCCUGUGGACGUGGGACUCAGCGGGCACCGUGAGCGCUCUCUCCUUGUACAGGAGCCCGGCAACGGGCCCGGAGUGGGAGGUGCGUGGUGCUGUGAGCCGACUGCUUCUUUCGUGCAGCAAAGCCGCACUGCCGUUUCCGGAGAGCGCUGCCUUUUUCCUGGGACAAUUUGGCAUCUAAAACAUCUAUCCGUGAGUACCUGAUCUUGGAAGAGCUGAAUUACUUUUAAGACUGGUGAAUAAAUAAAUAAAUUGCACUUGAAAUUGAAUUUAAUUGGGACUUGGAAUGAGAAGGUCUAAGCAGGAAGUCAACCUUCCGUUCUUUUGUUACGUGAAGAAAGCAAAGACAAAAUAUACUAAAGCUUGAAAAUUAAAUUCUGAGAGAACUAGAAUUCAACACCUAAGAUUUCUGAACCCCCCCUUUGACUGCAGGAGAAGAAGGGGGUUGUUUUGGACUUUAUAACCCUGCGGAAGUGAGUUUAAAACAAAGUAAUUUUCCACCGCCCUGAACCAGGAGCGGGCUGUCAGAACUGACGUCUUGAAGCUUGUCCAGCUCGACAGAUAGUUAAAAGAAAGGUAACAUUGUGACUCUACUGUUGCCUCUUGAAUUUUGAAGGGGGAACUUUGGAUAAAGUGUAUCUGGAAAAGAAAGACUGUUGCUGAUGAUUUUCUCCGUUAUAAAAAAAAGGAAAAAAAAAGGUUUUCCUCUAGUGGGAUUUAGUGAAACUGCAACGCAGAGAGCUUAAAAGUGAAGGACUAUAAUCGUGGGAAAGAAUUUUCUUUGACCCUGAAGGACAAUGCUUGUACAAAGGCUUGAACAAAUGUUCCUGGAAGGUUUUUCAAAACUAAGUGCCCAGCUGGACCAGAUGCGUCAGGAGACGACCUUGAUGACGGAAGUUACCAGAGCACAGCAGCAAGUAAAUGGAACUCAGUUAAAAUAUCUACAAGUAUAUGAACCUGCUGUAGUGAUGGAGGCUUCAGAGAUGGAGGGACCUUUGGACCGGCAGGAUCAGCCUUUGAACUUGAUAAAUGAACUUGGGAUAAAUCAGAUUCGGAAAGAUGAAAUGUGGUUAGAUUUGGAAAUGGGGGAUGGAUUGACCCCCCUUUAUAUGGUUAUCUGGACUUUCCGAGUCUGGUGAUGGGCCAUCAGAGGAUUGGAGUAGUCGGAGCCUCCAAGUUUCAAGGAAACUUGAAGUGGUAUUAUCUGCUGUCUGGCUUGGACAAUGGGCAUGGGAUGGACUUGUUGCAAAGGGUCAAAAGUAUCUUUCUGCUGGAGUACCCACGACUGAAAGGGAAACAUCAAGAAGAGCUGCGAAAGGGGCAAGAAAGAGAUUUGAGGGCCUCGGACACGAGACAACCAGGUUAAGGAGCCGGACUAUUGAGGUUAAAAGGACUGACAAUCCCGGGUCCAGGGGAGGGGGCGCUGGAAGUUGACUGGAUUGUGUCUGACUUAUUAUCUUAUUUUAUUUUUCUAUUUUUCAAUAUUGGGAACGUUCAUAAAUGUUUGAAAGAUGUUGAAUGAAACUAUAUGGCUUAAGUAAGGAUUGGUAAAUGAUUUGCAAAAAGGUAAUGAUGUAAGAAUUUGGUAAAUACUGAAUAUAAGCUUUGAGUUUUAAAGUUUUUAUAUGACAAGAGGGAAAAUAGAAUAAGGAAAUGUAAUGAUAGAAUGUUAUGAAAAAACAGAAAGGAUUUGCUGUAAAAAUUAAAAAUUAAGAAACAAGAGAGGGGAGGAGGAGGAAGUCUAGAAAGGAAGUUAAUAGAGAUCGUAAAUGAUUUUAUACUUUUGUUUUUCUUUUUUCUUUUUUUCUUUAUGGUUGGUUUUUUUCUUUUUUAUUUCUUUAUCGUUUUUGCUUUUUGUAUUUUCAAUUUUUUUGGAAAUUUUUGUUGUUAUUCUUUGAAAACUUAAUAAAUAUUAAUUAAAAAAAAAAAUGAAAAACAGUUUCCCCUAAUAGAAUGCAAUUUUGUAUGUUGUCUUCACCAAAUGUAUGCAUUUUAGGCACACAACUUGGCUGGAUAACUGCAUUGCGAAAUUCAGAGAAAUGUGAAUGUCAAGAGAUGAGUGCCAUUUGAUACUUUUAUUGCUUUGGAAAGCGCAAAUUAAGUUGUUUCCUGAAUCGAAUUCCUCCCCUAUCCUAGUAGCAUAGGGCCUCAAAUGGCUUGUUGGCCUUGUGAUUUUAUCUCUUUCAGGUCACUGUGGGAGAGAGUGAAAGGACCAGCCCCAAGACUGUGAAGGAAUCAUCUGUUGUCAUGAUUGAAUCUCCCAAGUCUCUCAAGUUACACUGCUUGAAGACGGAGACCAGGACCUGUGAGGACGCCAGCGUUACCAAUCAACAGACUGUCAUCACUCAACAGACUGUCAUAUUCCACUAACAGUAGAUAAGCUGCAAGGCAUUGUGGGAAUGAAGUGCUAACUCAGGACACUGAUGCACAGGGAGAUGCUCUUUCACAGGAGGCUAGAUUCCUUUUAAGUGCAUGAAGUGAUUUUAUUUAUUUGCCUAUUUUUAAAGUUUUACAUUUUGUUGUUUCAUUGCCCCUCAUCCCAAAAUAUGAAUAAAAGUAGAAAUAUGAUGGACAGUAUAUUCUCAAUCUGCCAUCCUUACACCCUUUCUCUCAUCUCCAACAUAGCGAUACUUAGGAACAUAGGAAACAGCCUUAUGCUGAGUGAGACCAUCGAUCCAUGUAGCUCUGUACAGUCUGCACUGACUGGCAAAGACUCCCAAGGGUUUCAGAGAGGGCUUUCUCCUAGCCCUACUUGGGGAUGCUGUGAAUUGAAUCUGAGACCUUUAGCAUACAAAUCAUGUGCUCUGCCACCAAGUUAUGUCCUCCCCCUCAACAUAACGAUUCUGUGGUUCUGAAGAAUAGGAUGAAUUAAAUAGGAGCAAAGGAAUGAGGGAAGCUGCUUUUUACAGUAUCAGACCAUUUACUGCUGAACCCAGCACCUUCUGCA